AUGAUGAACCACGCUCGAGUCAAGGCCCUCAAAGGCGACGGAAAGACUACAUCCAAGAAAGCCAUCAAGUCAGGCCGUGCUUCCGCUGGUUUGACUCCUCGAGGCUCUCCUUUCGCUUCGCUUCUUACGUCACCCGCGCAUUCCGCAGCCCCAAGCCGGGCUGCUUCUGACGAGAGUGAAGAUGACUUCGAAUACGACGAUACCAUGAGCAUUGCUUCCGGAAGCUCUCUAGUCGACACCAACGAAGACGGCACCAACACAUUCGACGCCAAGCAGUUUAUGGAGGAACUUCAGGAUCGCAAGCACAACAAUAGCGAUGCGCGAACUCAACUCCUGGAACUCUACAUUAAGGUUUUGCGACAUCGGUUCGCCCCUGCCACCCACGAGUGGCUUGAUGAUUCGGCCAACGAACUCGCAGAGCUUUUCAUUCGUGGCGCUAAUCGCGGCAUAGAAGCUAGAGAGCGACUACUUUACCUUCAGGCGUAUCUUCUGACUCUUAGUUCCUCAGAGGACGCCAACGUUUACGAGCAUGCCGAAGGAACUCUCAAGCAGAUAAUUGCCGACGACGACGAUGAGGAAUGCAAGGCUUUUGGCAUUUACGCAUUGUGCUUUACUGUACUUUAUGGCGGCGGUGGCGAGACGGAGGCCCUCGAGUUGCUCGACUACCUAUACGCCAUAGUUGAGUCUGAUGGAGACAACAUCGAUUCCUAUGACAAUGGAUUCAUUGUUGCGGCUGCUCUUCGAGGUUGGGCCUUUGUUGCUAGCCAUGUGGACGACUUUUCAUAUGCCGCCACCAUGGCUUUGGAUGGGUUUUACGAGCAGCUUGACAGCGUCGAUGUUGGUGUUCAAGCUCAGGCCGCUGCCUGCAUCGCACUCAUUUUUGAAGCGGCGCGCAACCACGAGGAGGAGACAGGAGAAUCCUGGGAUCUUCCCGUCAACCCAGAGAAGCUCACAGGUCGCAUGUCAGAGCUCGCCAAGCAGAGCUCCAAAUCAGUUUCAAAGAAGGAUCGCCGAGACCUUCGAGAUAGCUUGAUGAGUGCUAUCACCUCACUCGAAAAGGGUGUUGGACCAGGAUAUUCGUCAGCUGGCUAUACACCUCAAAAAGGCGAUAAGCGCCAAACCUCCAAGCCCAAUGAGGAUGGUGUCAUUGAAUUUGGAUACCGUCACAAACUCCGCCUCGGCAACUACGUCGCCGUGAUCGAUUCGUGGUCGCUCUCUUCCAGAAUCGACAUGAUGAGACUUCUUUUUGGAGGGCACCUACAAAAGCACAUUUUUGACAACCCUGUCGUUGCUGAGUGUCUAAGUGACGCCGACUUUAGCGACCAGGGACCAGUUGCAAAGAAAUCCCCUAAGAAAUAA
This is a messenger RNA of Fusarium tjaetaba, 1359 nucleotides long. RefSeq lists its product as uncharacterized. The transcript has a single exon. Lineage: Eukaryota; Fungi; Ascomycota; Sordariomycetes; Hypocreales; Nectriaceae. The coding region runs from base 1 to 1359 and encodes 452 amino acids. The record is from RefSeq and is a predicted model, not a curated record.